Messenger RNA from Amaranthus tricolor (Joseph's coat), 1224 nucleotides. RefSeq lists its product as uncharacterized. The record is from RefSeq and is a predicted model, not a curated record. The coding region runs from base 1 to 1224 and encodes 407 amino acids. Lineage: Eukaryota; Viridiplantae; Streptophyta; Magnoliopsida; Caryophyllales; Amaranthaceae. The transcript has 2 exons.
AUGACUGGUGGUCUUGAGAAGUUAAAUUACAACAACUAUACAUAUUGGAGCACCUGCAUAGAGUCCUACCUUCAAGGUCAGGAUCUAUGGGAGGUGGUAGGCGGAUGCAAUACGAUUCUGCCGGAACCCAAAAUAGUAACUGUUGACUCUGACAAGGAAAGCACGGUAGUUGAAAAUGAAGCCUUUAGAAGGUGGAAUAUUAAAGCCGAUAAGGCAAUGUAUGUACUCAAAACAACAAUUGAUAAAGAGUUGGUUGAGUACAUACGAAAAGCAGAAACCCCGAAGGUUGCUUGGGACACCCUAGCAACGUUGUUCUCGAAAAAGAAUGACGCUCGACUCCAAAUGUUGGAAAGUGAGCUAAUGACAAUCUCACAAGGGGACUUGACAAUAAAUCAAUACUUUAAGAAAGUUAAGUCUCUUUGUAGCGAGAUUGCCGAACUUGACCCUGAAGAAAAGAUUAGCGAGCAAUGCAUAAGGAGGAUAAUCGCCCAUGGCCUAAGACACGAGUUUAAUGGGUUCAUGGCAGCCAUCCGAGGGUGGUUGACUCAGCCGACGUUGCUAGAGUUGGAGAACAUGCUCGCUAAUCAGGAGGCUUUGACGAGGCAAAUCACUGGAGUCUCGCCUAGGAAGGAAGAAGAGGCUCUAUUCGGAGGCCAGAAGAAAGAUCGACACAAUAACAUGUCAAAGCCGAACGUCAAAGGCAAACCUGGUCAACAAUGGAAGCCCAACCAGGGGAGGAAAGCUUCAGGGGGAGCUCAAACUCAAUCUCAGAAGAUGACGAUCAAAAAGAUCGUUGCUACAACUGCGAGCCAGGAACAGACGACUCAAGAAAGCAGCGACAAUGAAAAAACAUGGGAUGCUGAAGCAGCAGUCGCAAUAGCAUCUUCACAAGUGGAGGAGAACGAAGAAGUUGUUCUCGCGGUGGUACCCAAGGAGGAGAAAAUCAACUACAGGAGUGACUGGAUAAUUGAUUCUGGUUGCUCAAAUUAUAUGACACGGGACGUACAAAAAUUAGAAGACUUGGAGAAGUACAAAGGAAAUCAAGUCAUCGCAACAGCCAACAACUCCAAACUGCCCAUCCGCUACGUCGGUAAGACAAAAGUCAUUCCUGGACCAAAUUAUACACCAGUCCAACUAAAGGAUGUUUUUCACGUCCCCGGACCAAAUUCUGGUUGCUACGUCUUGUUUGGACCACAAGAAGUAAGGGUACAGGAACGCCAAUAA